AUGGCCCGGCCUCUGCAGCUCUUUGUCGUGGUCUCCUCCUUAAUAGCUGCCUCUCUGUGUGAUGUCUGUGUGGAAGCUGUUUUAGGAAGGCAGUUCACAUUUCCAGAAAACUGCAGCAAUGAUGGAGGAAAACUGUUCCGGUGUGAGCCGCAUGGGGAGGUGGAGGUGGCUGUUCACCAGCAAGGUGUGUGGACACCUGCUCAAGGCUACGAAGACCGUAUCAGUAACAAUUCCUCCAUUAUCUUCUAUCACGCAUUUUACAAUGAUAGCGGGGAUUUUGUGUUAAGGUGUAGAGAAGGCGUGCAAAUUAAAAUUAAAGUUAAAGUUCUGCUUCCCUUUAAUGUAACGGUCAAGGAGGGAGAAAAUGCCACUUUCCCGUGCUUUUAUCAAGAGCAAGUCUGCAGCAAGUCCGAGACUGUGCAGUGUGUGAAAAACGGGCAGAAUUCCACCACAGACGAAGGAAACAAGUGUGCUGAUGGCCGACUCUAUGUGUCACCUAAACGAGACUGUUGCCGAAACGUAACAGGGGCUAAGAAGCAAGACGGAGGAGAUUAUUUUUGUUACAUCCAGUGUGGAGGGAAACGGUUCGCAGCUGUUGUGAGGCUAAAGGUCAACGGGACAUCCACUUCACCGCCUGCGUCGAAACCACAACAAGCCUGAGCUGCUGUCAGCUUUACAGAGGAGCAGUGCUGUGCUGUGCAACAUCCACACACGAUCCAGUCACACGGACCUUCCUCCUUCUCUUUAGCUCAUCAGUGCCACCCGUUACACAUAUUUCUCAUUUUUAGCGUCUAAAAACAACACGUUAGAAGUGCCAGAUUAGCUUGGAAACAUUCAAGUUUUUCAG
Molecule: messenger RNA, 847 nt
Organism: Oreochromis niloticus (Nile tilapia)
Lineage: Eukaryota; Metazoa; Chordata; Actinopteri; Cichliformes; Cichlidae
Exons: 2
Coding region: 1-660 (219 amino acids)
Source: RefSeq, a predicted model, not a curated record